Messenger RNA from Hyaloperonospora brassicae, 321 nucleotides. The record is from the annotation of a GenBank genome assembly. Lineage: Eukaryota; Oomycota; Peronosporomycetes; Peronosporales; Peronosporaceae.
AUGAUUGGAGGUGCGGCGCGCGGGUUGUUCCAGAGUGCACGGCAAGUGCGACGAGCGACUCUGCGGCAGGUGAAGAAGCAACAGCGAGUGCGCACGGCUGGCAAGCAAAGUGAAGAGACGAGACGAACAGUGUGCGGACUGGCGCGAGGCGAGAGCGUGAUCAUCAAUCAGCAGAGACGAACGAUCGGACGUGCACGAUUUUUUGAGACGAUGCCGCGGGUUGUGAUGAUGGGAACAGUCAGCGUUAUGAGUGUAGGAGCUAUCGACGCACUUGUCAUUUCACUGAAAGACUUGGCGGACGAUGACGACGACGGUCGAUAA